Messenger RNA from Vittaforma corneae ATCC 50505, 1218 nucleotides. RefSeq lists its product as uncharacterized. Lineage: Eukaryota; Fungi; Microsporidia; Nosematidae. Gene Ontology annotation, biological process: endoplasmic reticulum unfolded protein response. The record is from RefSeq and is a predicted model, not a curated record. Gene Ontology annotation, molecular function: misfolded protein binding; ubiquitin-specific protease binding. The transcript has a single exon. Gene Ontology annotation, cellular component: Hrd1p ubiquitin ligase ERAD-L complex; endoplasmic reticulum membrane. Bases 1 to 1218 code for a protein of 405 amino acids.
AUGUCAAACAAUGUCGUGCUUCACUUUGUUCAAACAACUCCACCAAUCACCCGUAUUUUAGUAUUCUUAACAAUCAUAGUCUCCCUCUCGGUCUAUUUGGAUCUUCUCGCACCCCAGCAGAUAAGCUACAGCAGGUUUUAUCUCAAGGACUUUGAGUUCCACAGAAUAUUUACCACGUUCUUUUAUUAUGGAAGAAUGAACUUCGAAUUGGUGAUGAAUUUCAUAUUUCUUUACAGAUACAGCUCCAUGCUUGAAGAGUCAUAUGGAAAGACGUCGGAAUAUCUCUACACCAUUCUUCUAAUAUUCUUCUGCCUGUUCUUCACAAGCAAUGUCUUUUACGUUCCAUUCCUAGGAACGUCUCUUUCAAACACAAUCACGUAUCUUUGGACCAGAAAAAACCCGCAAAGCAUCGUUCAAAUAUUUGGAUUUGUUAGUUUUUCUGCCUUUUAUCUCCCCUUUAUCUUUCCAGUUGUAACCUUAAUUUUCGAAGGAAAUGUGUCAAAGGAUGAGAUAGUGGGAAUUGUCGUUGGGCAUAUUAUAUUCUAUUUCACAGAGGUGUAUCCAAAGUUCGGAAAGAACUUUCUCAAGACACCCUGUGCAUUGCAUAGGCUGUUCAAAGAAGAGUGUGAUCUGUGCUUGAAGAAAGCGCAGCCGGUAAGUGUACUAAAGAAGAAAAUUGAAGACUUUCGUAAAAAUGGUAGUGCGUCUCUGGAAAUUCCAGAGCAUAUUGAACCGUUAAUCUCAAAUACUGAAAAGAAGAAUGCUGACAGCAAGGUAGAGCUUAAUGGCGAUAGAUUGACUUCAAAUGAAAACGUGGAAGCAGGCGAGGAGUGGGAAGAAGCCGAUAGCUUAAACAGUGAAGAAUGUGCAAGCGGCAGCUUGAAGAGUAUCGAUGACAACCUAGCUGUGGAGGACUCGAAACCGAACAAAGAAACGAUAGAUCAAAAUCUAGAUAAGGCACAAGGCAGUGAAAUAGAGAAUGGCAUCGAUCAGAAUGAAGAUUUCGAGUCUGGGGAAACUGCAGAUGACCAUAUCGAAUCAGACAAGGAACUGACGGGUCAUGGGAAGGAUGGAGUAUCUGAUCAGAGUGAGGAUUUGGGACAUGGGGAGAUUGUGGAUACAGAUGAGGAUUUUGAAUCUGAAGAGCUGGAAUUAUUGGGCAGAAAAGAUGAAAAGCAUUACUCAAGUGAGGACGAGCAUUCUUGGCAAUCAUCGUAA